Chionomys nivalis (European snow vole) is the source of this 345-nucleotide messenger RNA. Its product is annotated as androgen-binding protein homolog. The record is from RefSeq and is a predicted model, not a curated record. NCBI's taxonomy places the organism in Eukaryota, Metazoa, Chordata, Mammalia, Rodentia, Cricetidae. Bases 1 to 345 code for a protein of 114 amino acids. The transcript has 3 exons.
AUGAAGAGGACACUGCUUCUGCUGGCCUUGCUGUUGACCGGGGAGCUGGGCUUCAAGACAUCGGAAGCAUGCAUUCCUUUCUUCGAAGUCUAUACUACAAUCCUCAUUGGAAACAAGGGAAUAUUGAAUGUCCUCCUUAACAAGUUUGACCCUACUGACGGGGAAAGGGCAGCAGCGGAAAAACUUCUGGAAUGCUACAAUGAGUCAGGAUUUGAAGGCAAAUUCCUGAAUACCAAAGUUCUGGAAGCCAUCGUCAUCAGCAAAGAAUGUAGAGCAUACUAUAAACAAGACAUCAUAGACAAAUUCAAGGCAUUAAUUUCCAAACUUAACUUCAGUGGAAAAUGA